AUGAGAUCUGCAGACAUCAGUAAGGUACAUUUCGUCAGCGUGUCUCUCGGUCCGCACAGCCGGGACAUCUUGGUCCACGUCGACGGCGUUACGGCCACCGAGUUCCUGGUUGGAUCCAGCCCGCGCAACGGCGUGAUCGUGCGGCGGGUCGCAGACGGCCGAAAACAGGUGCAAAUUCUGGAAGAUUGGACGCACCAGGUGGUGGAUUGUAGGGUCACGAGCGACGCAAGGGAGAUCCGCGAUUUCGAGACGGCUACGGAGGCGCGUCUCGCCGAUCACUUAAGCCGAGUUCCAACCGUCCUGGCACCGUCACCUCCUUGCGACUUCUCCCUUAGUUCGCCCUCCCCGGCCGGCAAAUCCCAAUAUCUUACCGUCAGUUUGCUGCCUACGAUCACGGGCGAAAACAGCCGGGCGAGUGAGGAUUUUCUGCAUCUGAUGUCACUCACCGAUACCAAGAAAGCGCAAAAAGAGUGCCAAUUAUACCAUGCUCAGUUGAAGAAGGAGCCAAACCGAUUCCAUCUUGCUUCCCUGGAAGACGAAGCGGGCAGGGCAAGACGUGCACAGCCGAGAAGCGGCGAUACCGAACGGGAGAAAAGGUCGGCCUUCAUGAUACCAGGGACGCUGUGGUGCGGUCCAGGCAGCGACGCCGAGUCCUAUGACCACCUCGGGCAGGACAUCGAGGCAGACGCCUGCUGCAGGGAGCAUGACCACUGCCCCAGCUCCAUCAAGCGAUGGAGCACCAAAUACGGCAUCUUCAACUUUCGUCUCUACGCCAUCAGCCACUGUGAUUGCGACAGAAGAUUCAACCAGUGUCUGCGCGAAGCUGGAACACAGAAAGCAGAGGUCGUCGGCCACUGGUACUUCAACAUCCUUCAGCUGUCCUGCUUCGAGUUGCACUACAAGCCGACGUGCGUCGAGUACCAGGGGUGGUUCAGCCGUUGGUGUCGCCGCACCGAAUUGGUCCCUUACGCCGAGAUCAGCUCAGUUGGACCAAUCACAGUAAAGGAUGGUUUAGGAGGAGCCACAUCGGAGUACGCUUCCGUUGCUCCUACCACGGAUGGUGAUGACACUGAAUUGAGCGGUCAAAGCCCCGAGUCAGAGUCCGCGGAAUCGAGUGCAAGCGACCAUUGAACUUUGACGACAUAAUUCCAAGUCCAAGGGGCAGCUUCUCCCCACUGAUUUAUGAGAGACCAAACUGGACAAUUCAAUUGAAACUUGAAAUUACCUCAGGUUUGGUGAUGCAAUGUCAUGGCAAAACCAAUGCAAGGUCUGGAAUUUGCUUGUCCAGAAAGAAUGGAUCGCAAUGGACAAAACAGAACCCUUUUUUUUAACUUCAACUUACCUCGGGUUUACCUGCAAAUACUUUGCUCUGUGAACUCUUCCAAUUCUAGCGUCUGGGGAAAUUUGUUUUUCCCAUUACAGUCUUCGGGACUGAUUCAAGGUUACCCUGGAUUUAAUUUUGAGAAACCGACAAUCAAAUUUGUGUUCGACAUUACGUGGGCUAGUGCUGCGAUUGGGACAACAUUUAUGCCUGAAAUGCAUGCGAGAAACUGAGAGUUUUCAACUUUUACGUUCAGAGAACCUGUAUUUAAAAUAUUUUAAAAACCGACAUGUAGCCUAACGAAAAAUUCCAUACUAAUGGACCUAUGUACUGAGGACAUCAAGCUUUCUUUACGUGUAAACUUUCCUACAGAGUUCUAAUCUGUCGUCCCAGCUGGCUCCCAUAGGCCUAUAUAGGAAAGCGCUCAAGUAAACAAAGCGUGACGUCAUCAGUACACAUGCCUGUUAAUUAACAUAAUACUUUGUAUCUUAAGUGUGGUAACUGUCAAAUAGUGUCCUAUCAAUGCAGUAAGUUUUAGGUAGUGUAGUAAGUAGCGCAAAAGUAACGUGUGUUAGUAAUAAUAGUGAUGAAUAUUUUUUAUGCUCAAUUCAGGUUUCAUGUUACACGAUCUGCAAUUCACCAAUCAGCAGUGGUGUAAAUAAGGGGAAGGCAUGGGGUCACAGCCCCCCCCCCGCUCAAGGCCUGUGUUCCCUUUGUCCCUUCCCCCACUCAGAAAUUAGAGAUGGGGAAACGUCUGGAAUAGUACGCGUUUGUCAGUGUUUUAACUGUGCCCAACCAACUGAGUUCCCCCUCUGGAAAAUGAGGACCCUAAAUGCCCCCUUCCCUGAAAAAGGUACAUCCCAAAUACACCCCUGCCAAUCAGAUGACGGGGAUUUAUUUCAGCUUUUUAUAAUACACAAUAGACACAUUCUUGCGUCUCAAAAGUCAUACUAGCGUCAUGAUAAUUUGUAUUGUAUGGUUGAGGUUAAAAGGAAACAUUGUUAUCGUGAAAUGUACCAUAAAGUACCCACUUUAAGUCGAGAGCUUACUGAGAUUUGUUGCCAAUGCAAAUUAAGUCCCAAGGCCCUGCUUCAAAAACUACUGUGAGUUUAUGUUAAUGUGAGACUUUUUAUAUCUAAACAAAAACCGGUUUUUAUUUGAGUCAAGAACUCUUUGUGCAGUUGUUUUAUUGACUAAUAACAGUUUUGUUCAGUAUUGAUGAA
This is a messenger RNA of Acanthaster planci (crown-of-thorns starfish), 2544 nucleotides long. RefSeq lists its product as uncharacterized. Gene Ontology annotation, molecular function: A2-type glycerophospholipase activity. Lineage: Eukaryota; Metazoa; Echinodermata; Asteroidea; Valvatida; Acanthasteridae. The record is from RefSeq and is a predicted model, not a curated record. Gene Ontology annotation, biological process: phospholipid metabolic process; arachidonate secretion.